Messenger RNA from Polyodon spathula (Mississippi paddlefish), 9396 nucleotides. It is a transcript of the gene fhod3a, whose product is annotated as formin homology 2 domain containing 3a. Gene Ontology annotation, cellular component: cytoskeleton; cytoplasm. The coding region runs from base 394 to 5520 and encodes 1708 amino acids. Gene Ontology annotation, molecular function: actin filament binding. The record is from RefSeq and is a predicted model, not a curated record. NCBI's taxonomy places the organism in Eukaryota, Metazoa, Chordata, Actinopteri, Acipenseriformes, Polyodontidae. Gene Ontology annotation, biological process: actin filament network formation; cortical actin cytoskeleton organization; cardiac myofibril assembly. The transcript is spliced from 30 exons.
UUGAGCUCGCGGCUGUUGGUGGAGAGAGCUCUUUUCUCCCUCUCGAAUUUUAGACGGUCAUAUUCCUGGCAUUAGUCUGGCAGCACCUUGCUCCUAGUGUCCUUGGAAAUAGCUGGCCUCCUUGGAUUAAGGCGUUUGCUGUAGAAACGAUAGCAAAAAAAAAAAAAAUCCUGGAUCUAAUGCACCACUAUUAUUUGGAUUUCUUUACAGCUACCUAUGGGGAAGAGUGUACAAAGUGAAUGAACGGAUAACUUAAUGAGUCGUAACUGAGGCGCAUACUGCUGGAACUUUGCAACCUGCUGCUUGCUUGUUGUCGGUGUGCGUAGUGUACAGUGUCGCGGGGGAUCUCUUGCCGGGUUACUUUAGUAAUCCACCUCUUUGCAUGGAUACAUCAUGGCUACUUUAGUUUGCAGGGUUCAGUUUUUAGAUGACACCGAUCCUUUCAACAGCACUAAUUUCCCUGAACCAACGAGACCACCUGUAUAUACAUUCAGGAAAGAUAUUCCUCUCGUCAACCAGAUUGCUGGAGUCCACAGGCUACUCAAAGCACCUCAUAAGCUUGAUGACUGUACUCUGCAGCUGUCUCACAAUGGAACCUAUUUGGAUCUUGAGUCUACACUGGCUGAACAGAAGGAUGAGCUGGAAGGCUUUCAACAGGAAACUGGGAGGGGUAAGAAGCACAGUAUAGUUCUGAGGACCCAGCUCUCUGUAAGGGUCCACGCCUGCAUCGAAAAACUCUACAACUCCAAUGGAAGGGAGCUGAGGAGGGCCCUGUUUUCCCUGAAGCAGAUUUUUCAGGACGAUAAGGAUUUGGUCCAUGAAUUUGUUGUGGCUGAAGGGCUGACAUGUUUGAUAAAGGUGGGAGCAGACGCUGACCAGAACUACCAGAAUUACAUCCUCAGAGCACUUGGGCAGAUCAUGCUGUAUGUGGAUGGGAUGAAUGGGGUCAUAGGCCACAACGAAACUAUCCAGUGGCUCUACACACUCAUAGGGUCAAAGUUCCGGCUGGUGGUGAAGACAGCUCUGAAGCUGCUGCUGGUGUUCGUGGAGUACACAGAGUCCAAUACACAACUCCUCAUUGAGGCUGUCAGUACGGUCGACACCAAGAAAGGAACCAAAAUAUGGUCAAACGUCAUGGAGAUUUUGGAUGAAAAGGACGGGGUGGACACAGAGCUGCUUGUUUAUGCCAUGACAUUAAUAAACAAGACACUAGCAGGGCUGUCAGAUCAGGAUUCCUUCUAUGAUGUGGUGGACUGUCUGGAAGAGCAAGGCAUUGAAGUUAUUGCACAGAGACACUUAAAUAAGAAAGGAACCGACUUGGACCUUGUAGAACAGUUUAAUAUGUAUGAGAUGACACUGAGGCACGAGGAUGGUGAUGAUGACAGUCAGCCCCCUCCAGCAGGUCGUAAGGACCGCAGAAGAGUGAGUUUGGGAGGGACUAGUGAACGACAUGGGCUGGAGCGGAGGAGGAGCCGCAGGCAUUCCAUCCAGAACACCAAGGGGCCGACCUCCUCCCCUGUCAGCUCCAAUGGCUUAAUGUCCUACAAUGGUCAGAGGACUGAGGAUCUCAGUGAAAAUCGAAGGCCAGAGAGCCAUAUGGUAUUCCAGGGUGACGACCACUCUGAGACUGAGAGCGUGUUUGAGGCUGAGUUUGCAACGUGGCCAAUAGAGGAAGAGGAGGAAGAGGAACAACCAAUCACAGAGCCUAAUACUGAGGAUGAGGGUGAGGAAGAGCCAUCUAGACAGGUCAAACACAGUGUGGUUUCACAAUCUCCAGCAACAGACAACGUAGAACAAGCCAAUAGCAUUUGCUCUCCUAAAUACAUAGCCAACUUCAUACCAACUAAUAAAGAAGAUAGGCCUCUGAACAACCCUACAGCAAAGAACUCUCGGACCUCCUCACCCAGGGCAACAGGCUCCACCGACCCUCCCAACUCCUCUCACCUGUUUGUGUCGCCACCACCCUCUGUGCUGUUCUCAUUGUUAGCCAACCGAAAGUCGCUGACCACCACUUCCAGAACUGGUUCCCAGGGUUCUUCCGCCAAUAUCACCCCGGCUGUGUCUCCAACUGUGGAGAAACUGCCCUACCUCCCUCAUUCUCCCUUCCAUCUUUUCUCUUACGACUUUGAUGAACCUCCUCCCUCUACAGUCAAGGAAACAGAGGCUGAAGCAAUGAGGUCCAACAGUCAAGCAGAUGCUACCUGCUCAAGCAAAUAUUCAGAUUCCAAUGAGCCCUAUUCAUCCAGGUACUCCUCCAGCAGAUAUGGCAGCAGCAGCCCUUACACCAGCAGCAGGUCCUACCCCACACUGAGUGCUCCCACGACGCCCACCUCCCACUAUGGAAAGUCCGUGUCACCCUCCCCGGACUCCAAAACAGACAGACCAGUGCUGGGCGGGCUGCUCACUUCCUCUUACCGACAGCACCAGGAGUCCCUAGCGGCGGAGCGAGAGAGAAGGCGACAGGAGAGAGAGGAAAGGUUACUGCGAAUAGAGCGGGAAGAGAGGAACAAAUUCAAUCGGGACUAUAUGGACAAGAGGGAGGAGCAGAAACAUGCCAGAGAGGAGAGGUACAAGAAUGUGGAAAGGUUAGCAGCAGAGGAGUACGAGAAGGAAAGGAGCCGCACAGUGCCAAGGGGGCGGAGCGAGCUGACCCUCAGCCUGAGCCCUCACACUGCGUCCACCUCACCUGUCCCCAGGUGUGUCACCCCCUCCUCAGCUGAGUCCCCGGAAGAGCCAGAGACGCCAUCCACUCCCUACAAAUUCCCAAAACAGGCAGAAGUAAUUAUCAGCGAACCAGAGCCUGAACCAGAUCUAGAACCCAAAACAGAAAUCGAAACGGCCCAGGAGCCAUUGACAGAACUUGAAACAGAACUUGAAGCAAAGCGGGCACCUGAACUGGAAUUGGAGCACGAGGCUGAACAGGAAGCAGAGGCCCAAAAGGAGGAAGUGGAAUCUCAGGACGUGGAGGGACCAGAACUAGAAGCGGAGCAGGGACCAGAACGGGAGCCAGAGGACAACACUCUCCUCAGCGAGAAGGAGAGGCAGAAUGAGGAAGUGAACGAGAAGGACAACUGUUCAGCCUCCAGCAUCUCCUCUGCCAGCAGCACUUUAGAGAGAGAGGAGAGAGAGGACAAGCUAACCAGAGACGAUGAGACUGGUCCAUGGGCACAAUGCAUUAAGGAUGUGGAUGUGAACGACCAGUGCAGCAAAAUCCUCAGCAAUAAGCUGUUCAUGUUGGACAUGUUGUAUGCCCAAAACAAGAAGCCACAGGAUGAGGAGGAGGAAGAGGAAGAAAAGAAAGAACAGGUGGAAGACAAGGAGAAAGAGGAGAGCGAAGAGUUAGUGGCCAGCCUAGCCAGCAGGAUCUCCGUUCUGCAAGCCAACAAGCAGGCCAACGAGGAGAACACCAAGAAGGACAUGGAGCACCUGGACAACCAAGGCAGUGUCAAGGCCUUCGCCGAGAAGUUCAACAGCGGGGAGCUGGUCAAGGGCCUGGCCCCAACUGAGAGCGAAGUCAGUGAGACGCAGCCAGAGAAACCACUAGCGCCUCCCAAGAAGGAGUCAGAUUACAUUUGGGAUCAACUCAUGGCCAGUCCUCGGGAGCUAAAGAUCAAAGACAUGGACUUCACAGACUUGGGGGAUGAAGACGACCAAGAUGUUUUGGAUAUGGACAGCAUUGUGGGCUCUGGGGAGCAGAUUCUUCCUCCCCCUCCCCCUCUACCAUCUUUUAUGGCCUUACCACCCCCACCACCUCUUUUUGGCUGCCCACCACCGCCCCCUAUCCCUGGCGUCAUGGCGCCACCUCCCCCACCCUUCAUUGUCUCCCAGCACAUCAGUUCUCCACAGCUGCUGCGGGGUGAGCCGUCCUUCCAGAAAAAGAAAAAGACCAUUCGGCUGUUUUGGAAUGAGGUUCGUCCUAUGGACUGGCAGUACAAAACGCACAAACGCUUUAAAGACUCCCUGUGGUCUAAGCUGGAACCCAUCAAGUUGGACACCUCCAGGUUGGAGCACCUCUUUGAAACCAAGUCUAAGGAACUGCCAGUCACUAAGAAAACCGCCGCUGACGGGAAGCGACAGGAAAUCAUUGUUCUUGACUCAAAAAGAAGCAAUGCCAUUAACAUCGGUAUGACAGUGUUACCCCCACCAAGGACAAUCAAGACCGCUAUUCUCAACUUUGAUGAAUAUGCCUUAAAUAAAGAAGGGAUUGAGAAAAUUUUAACCAUGAUACCAACGGUGGAGGAGAAACAGAAGAUCCAGGAAGCCCAGCUGGCCAGCCCAGACAUUCCCCUGGGCAGCGCGGAACAAUUCCUGCUCACCCUGUCUUCCAUCAGUGAGCUCUCCGCCAGGCUCCAGCUCUGGGCCUUCAAAAUGGACUACGAGUUAACAGAGAAGGAAGUAGCUGAGCCCCUCCAAGACUUGAAAGAAGGGAUGGACCAGCUAGAAAAUAAUAAGACACUGAGGCACAUCUUAUCUACUUUACUUACAAUCGGUAACUUUCUAAAUGCAUCAAAUGCCAAAGGGUUUGAGCUGAGCUACCUGGAAAAAGUUCCAGAGGUGAAGGACACUGUGCACAAGCAGUCUCUCUUGCAUCACACCUGCACAAUAGUGGUGGAGAAGGUCCCAGACAGCACAGACCUCUACUCAGAGAUCGGGGCUAUCACCAGGUCAGCCAAGGUGGACUUUGAACAGCUUCAGUACAACUUGUGUCAAAUGGAGCAGAGGUGCAAAGCAUCCUGGGAUCACCUGAAGGUCAUAGCAAAACAUGAAAUGAAGCCAGCCCUGAAGCAGAAGAUGUCUGAGUUCCUGAAGGACUGUGCAGAGAGGAUCAUCAUUUUAAAAAUCGUGCACAGGAGAAUAAUCAAUAGGUUCCAUGCAUUUCUCCUGUUCAUGGGCCAUCCUUCCUAUGCGAUCCGAGAGGUGAACAUUAACAAGUUCUGCAAGAUCAUCAGCGAAUUUGCCCUGGAGUACCGCACCACCCGCGAGAGAGUGUUGCAGCAGAAACAGAAACGGGCCAAUCACCGGGAGAGGAACAAGACCAGGGGCAAAAUGAUCACAGAUACUGAUGAUGACGAUGAUGGCGAGGUAGGGUUGCCAUGGUCAGGAAAGUUCUCCAGCAACACAGUCACCACUCUGAGCCAGCCCCAGAGCCUGGAGUAUGCAAAGGAUGCAGCAGAACAUGAGAGCAUGAAGGCCGUGCUGAAGACUAGCCUGCAGAGUGAGGAGAGCAACACCUCCGUGGUGCCAGGGCUCCGAACCCGAACCCGAGCCAACCGAGGCCGUAUUGGAUCCUGGAAUCCUGUGAAUGACGACUCCCCCAAUGCUACAGACGACGCGGCGGACGAGAUCAUGGACCGUAUUGUGAAGUCCGCCACGCAAGUACCAAGCCAACGAGCCGUGCCAAGGGAGAGGAAGAGGUCAAGAGCAAACAGGAAGUCAUUGAGAAGAACACUAAAGAGUGGCUUGACGCCAGAAGAGGCCAAAGCCCUGGGACUUAUUAGCACCUCUGAAAUGCAGGUGUGAAGAGAUUUUCAGUGGCUGAGUCCAGAAACACGUCCAGCACCUGGGUCAACCAACGCCAUGGCAACUCCAUCCAGCUGGCUGCUCUUCAACGCUCCUGGCACCCAAUCGUUUUUGAGCUCGCUUACUGUACAACUCAUAAUAAGAAAUACAAAAUAAUAAAGAGCUAAUGAAAAGGUUGUUACAGCUCAGCACACAAAAUGUUGACAGUUACAGAAAUCAGGAUUGCUCUUGAGUAUUUUAUAGGUUAAAACAUAUUGCUUUUCUUGAUUAAACUGAUUUGGCUAUUAGAAAGUCCCCUGUUGAGUUCAUUGUUCCUGUAUGAGUUGUGUUUAUGUUGGCUUUACUUCUGGCCUGCUCUUUUAGCUGUAACAUGCGCUUUGUCAGUAUAAAGAACAGCCUUCAGAGGGCAAACUAGGAUGCAGUCUACGGCUUUUAUAGAUUACUAUUUGCAGCAUGAUGCAACUGUUGUCUGACAAUAUACAGCACAGUGUAUACAAUAAAAUUCAAUAUUAACAGUUUUGUCAUACUACAAAAAGAUGAGCAUUUAGUUGUGAGCAAGUGUUUGGGAUGAACUAACCUGAGCACGUGUGAAAAGUGCAUUUGAGUAAGGAGAAUAUUUUUGUUUAACUAAGGUCAGCAGUAGGCAAUACUUUAUUAGUGUGUUUGCAAAGUAAUCAAAAGCCCACUCUAACAGCAACAUAACAGCGUAGUUUAGGAGUUUUAUUACAUUGUCUUUAUCUGUGUUGACAAGGAGUCUUUUUAGUAACUGGCCACAGGUUUGGCAAACCACAGUAUUGAGGAUGUGUGAGGGACAUUGCCAGGCAGAUUAGAUAAAGUAGAUGUGAAAGAGAGGCAUGUGCAGGUAGAUGAUCAUAGAAAGAGACCAACAUUUUUUUUAAAUUAUAUUUUACAAGUUAUAAGCAGUGAAAUUAGACAAAAAUAAUGCAGUAGCUAAUUAAGGUUUUAAGCAAAGCAGCCAGUCUUAAAGUAAGACCAGUGUGACAAACACGUAAUGACUUUAAUGGUGAAUUAUAUUUACAUUAUCACUGUGGCUUGUCAGACACUCCCUUGGGAACAAGGAGGGACUACUGGGUGAAAAGAAUGUUGUCAGCCUGUUGCUACUGGUAACCCCAAAAUAUUUUUUUAACACUUUUUUGUAGUGCUGUUUCCUACAUAGCAGGUAGAAAAUCAGGCAUUAGGUAUAUCAAAAUGGGGAAGGCAUACCUGGAAUGUCAUACCUUGAGGAUUGUUUGGAUAUGGUAUCAACACACAUUGGUGUUGGAGCAGCUGUGGACAGCAGGGAAUUUGAAGGAAGAGAGCAGUCAACUAUUAGAUUGUUUUAGAAUUGAACCAGGCAACAAGGCAUAAAUAAAUGUGAAGGAUAGAGUUAGUUUAUAUUGAAAGUAGGGGUCAGUCGUAGAAUUGCUGAUCACAUUUUUGUCAUUAUCCCAUUUUGUAGCACAGACCAAAAAAUAAAAAAAACAGUUAAGUAAUCCUUGGAAUGUAACAGUAUUGAUACAGGUGGCCCGAUUCUGUGAAAGGUCUAAUUUUAUUCAUUUAUGUUUGGUAUGACAGAGUAUAACGUUCAAAAAACAGUCUUAGAAACAUUUCCGUAAACUUCUGUAAUCAUUUAUUCAUGGUUUUUGGUAUACAAAGGACACUGGUAUUGCUGAAGAUGUAUGGCACCUUACUACAGAUUAUAAACACACACAAGUAUGUAUACUAUAUAUCCAGGUCUAUAUAUACAGUAGCAUAUAUUGAAGAAUAUGGUAGAUUGCAGAGCAGGAGGUUCUUUACACUGGCAAUACAGCAUUGGGUGAUGUACAGCUUGUAGUUGUAACAGUGUGUAAGGAAAAUUCCUUUUAAAGUUCCUCAUCCACUUUUUGGAGCGGGGUUUUGUGUGUGUGUGUGUUUUUUUUUUUUUUUUUAAAGGAUUACUUGUUAUACUUUUAACAUUGUCACAUUGACAUUGCUAUAUUUCUGCACUUUUUCUACCAGACAGUAUAGCUUGCAAAUUGGAUGAAGUACCAUUUGAAGGGUCAUCAGUUUUGCAAAGCCACAUGGUUCAGCCUCACGUGAUGCUUUAAAUAACUGUGGUAAACACAAAACAAUGGGAGAAUGUUAGUUUGUUUUAGUGCGUAAGACAGGUAUAACUUAUGCUACAAAUGGGAUACUAGCUUGUGCACACUGCGCAGACCGAGGUUUACUUGGAGGCCACUUCAAAAUCCUCAAAAUAUAAGAGACAUAGGCUUUGAGCUUGGGUGACUACAGGAAGUGUUUUAGUUCUAGAAUGCUUUGAGAGCACCCAUUGUGUUUUGUGACAUUUGUUUUCAUUGUUCUUCACACCGAAUGUUCCAUGACAAAUGUGAAAGACCACAUUUCAAUUAAUUAAAGCAGAACAUUUUAAACAGAACAAAAGUCUCAGUUCAGUGCUUUUCUGAAAGAUGUUUCUGUAACUAUUCAUCAUUAUUUAGGAAAAAUGUGUAUGCAAUCUGAUAUGUAUCAGCAAGUUUGGCAGCUGUGGUUUUCUGUAGCACUUCAAACACUAAAUGCUUAGUCUGUAGGAGAUUAGACUGUCUUCCCUAGGUCAGUCAGAAUCUUUGCAUCUCCACUUGCAAAAGUUAAUCCACAUAGAAUAAAUGAUGCCUCCAAGUCUUCCUUUGUCUUUUAUGAUCAUUUCCAAGAUAAUGACUUAUGGCGUGGCAUUUUACAUUUACUGUAUAGUGCUAUAAUGAUCAGGGAAUCAAAAACAGCACAAUCGUCAGAAAAAUCCAAAGGAAAAAAUCAGGACACAGAAUGUUCAACACAUAUACAAUCAAGUGUAUUGUACCAGACAAACAAAAGCAUCAACACCAAUAUAUUGCAAAUACUCUUAUAAAUCUCACCACCAGCAGAUAGCACAUAAGAGAACUAAUUAAUGUUGACUUCCUUAUGUAACUAAAUAACACGUCUUAGUUAGUAAGUAGUUACUAUGUAAUCCCUUUACAUUUUAAGUAAUUAGGUUAUUACUAGCAGUGCAAUAGAAUAAUCCACUAUAUUGUCAUUACUGUGUAAUUCACCUUGUAAAAUAGGCUGCUAUAUUUGUCCUAUCUUCAACUUAAGCAGGGUCCUUAAGGCCAGGAGGCUUUAAGUUUAAUACUGAAAAACAUCUAUUAGUAUAUACUGGCACCUUUUAUUCCAUUUGUAGCAUGAGAUGUAUUCAGAUUUUUUUCCCUCUGUUAUGAACUAAAAACAAAAACAAAAAAAACAUGUAAUGAUAGAAUGGAAAAGUAUUUAGAUGCAAAAGCCGAAGGACAAAUGCUGUAAAAUUGUGUAAAUGUCACUAUUGGUAUUGUUGUGUUUUUGUGUAGAAUAGUGUAAAAUAGGCUAAACUGCAGUGUUAUUCUGUGAAUUGUAAUUUAAGAAAAAAAUAAGCCAUGCAUGGUCAAAAAAGGUAUUAUCUAUGAAGUGUUGCUUAUUCUAGAUAAGGGAGUUUCGUAUGUGUUCAAUAUAAUGUUGAUGACAUUGCUUUUUCUGUUUUAUGUUUCUCUGUUUAUAAACUUGAAUUAUGGUUGUAGAAUGAUUUAUUCAAUCCAUCCACCUUGAACUCGUAUAAAAGCCUUAGGAAGCCUUUUUUUUCACUGAAUAGUGUUGCAAAUAAUGAUAUCAUUUUCUCAUCUACAGAAUUUCUGCUCAUUCUCUCUCUCUCUCUCUCUCUCUCUCUCUCUCUCUCUCUCUCUCUCUCUCUCUCUCUCUCUCUCUCUCUCUCUGUGCCAUGUUGUUUCAAAGUGGUGAAUGGACAACAACCCUGUAUUUAAAAAGUGGAUUCUAUCAGUUUUAGGCUCACCUGAACCGCACUAUGUAAACACAUAUUGCAAUAAAGUUUUAUGAAACAGU